AUGGAUCUAAGUAACUCCCAGGAGGCAGAAGUGAAAGGACCGCCAAAAACGGGGAUAGAAAUGUCUGAUACGGACGCAGUAACAAUUGAUCGCCAUAGACUAUAUGACAGUGAUGAUGAUGUAAGCAAUAAUAGUUCUGAUGAUGAGAGUGAUGAGAGUAAAUACAAUUAUGCUAGUUCUACCAGUGACGAUUGUACCAAUUCAAAUAGUGAUGAAAUUCCAGAUGACAAGUAUGAAUGUGCUGAUUGCCACAAAUUGUUUAAAUUUAAAUCGUGGUACAAUAACCAUAUGACAACACACGCUAUUGUUGGGGUACAUCAGUGUCAAUAUUGCCCUAAGAAAUUCAAAAGAAGGGAUAAUCUUAAAAGGCAUUUCUUAGUCCACUUUGGUGGCACCAAUCAUGAUUGCAUCCAUUGUGGUCAGCGAUUUGAUUUAAAAUUUAAUUUGAAGAAGCACAUUAUUAUGAUGCAUGAAAA
Messenger RNA from Diuraphis noxia (Russian wheat aphid), 476 nucleotides. RefSeq names its product zinc finger protein 710-like. NCBI's taxonomy places the organism in Eukaryota, Metazoa, Arthropoda, Insecta, Hemiptera, Aphididae. The record is from RefSeq and is a predicted model, not a curated record.